Cimex lectularius (bed bug) is the source of this 1472-nucleotide messenger RNA. RefSeq lists its product as uncharacterized. The record is from RefSeq and is a predicted model, not a curated record. Gene Ontology annotation, biological process: ammonium homeostasis; ammonium transmembrane transport. Gene Ontology annotation, cellular component: membrane. The coding region runs from base 119 to 1399 and encodes 426 amino acids. NCBI's taxonomy places the organism in Eukaryota, Metazoa, Arthropoda, Insecta, Hemiptera, Cimicidae. The transcript has a single exon. Gene Ontology annotation, molecular function: ammonium channel activity.
AAGCUUUUAAUUCAACCAGCAAACACAUGGGAAGCGAGUAGAACGAAAUUUUCCACAUGCUAAUACAUAAAUAUUAUUGUUUUGAUUUAUUUUAAGUUUUAAAAUUGUUUGAGUUAAAAUGCUUUACGAAAGUUGGCCUUCUAUGUUCAUUGAAGUAGUUUUGGUUUUCAUCCUGAGGAUAGGAUUUGUGUUGGUGCAUAUUGGAUGCGUGCCUUCUUCCAGUGUUAAUCUUCUUGUGAUGCAGCAUUUGAUUAAUAUGGCCGUAUCUACACUGGUCUUCUUUGUCAUUGGAUUUCCCAUCGCUGUUGGUAACGAUAAUCUAGUGGUUGAGGUAUCAAAAGUUAUGCAAGGAUCGAUCAAUGUGGAUGACCUUAUUUUCAACUGGAAAAUCAUAGUUGUAUCAGAUGCAAUUAUAUCUACAACAAUAUGUGGCAAGGCACAUAUGGCAGGGGGAGUUUUAAUGUCAAUGCUGGUUUCCGGUUGCAUUCAACCAACAAUUAUGUACUUCCUUUGGAGGAAGAUACGGUUUUUCAAUGCUGGAGGAGAUAACUUAAUAUUUUACUCUUAUGGACACACAGUUGUAAUGCAUGUCUUUCCAGGUGCAUUUUGUUUGGGCUGUAUACUAUUAUAUGGUAAAAGAGUAAUCAGGAUAUCUGAUAUAGAUUUAUGUUCAAUUUCCUUUAAUUCGCAUUCAACAACUAUAAUAGGAUAUGCUUUUAUAAUAACAUCAAUGGUAAUUGAACCUACAUUAAUAGCAAAGAAAAAUGUAACAACUAUUUUUGUAAACAAUAUUUUGGCGGUAACAAUUGGAGUGAUGACAACUUCAAUUUUAAACUCUGUGUUCAGACAGAACUCAAACUUCUUCAAUUACUGGCAAGUUGUAUGCACUUUUCAAGGAGCUCUUUCAAGUUUGGUAAUAAUAAGUGCCGGAUUAGACAUGAUGAAGCCGUAUCAGACGUUGAUGAUAGCCCCAGUAGGGCCAUUGCUACACUUCAUAUAUUCCAAACUGAUAUUUUGCACAAUUUUCGAAGAUUAUUGUAAAAUUGUAGGCAUACACGGCAUCUGCGCGGCCAUCGGAGCUUACUUAUCCUGUAUUCAGUUUGAGCCGAAACUUCAAGAAGAUUCGACAUUGGACCGUCUCAUGCGAAGAAGCAUCAUCACGACCAUAAUAUUCUUUUGUGGUUUUAUUAUUGCCUUAGUUAUCCAGCUAAUAUUAAAAUACACCAACCUUUUACGAAACAACACAGAGAAGUUGAUACACAUGAAAGCACCUAAAGGAAACAAAAACAAGUGUCCGUACAUACUUCCAAACAAAAACAAACAACUGAUAGAGCCACAAGUUCAUAUUCUGCACACAUUAAAAAAUCAAUUAUUCAACGAAAAGGCGAACCUUUUUUAAGGAUUCAUCAAUUCUGUGAAGAGACAUAAGGGUAAAUGUAUCCAAUAAUUUCACAGUACAAUUAUUUUAUUUU